AUGGAAAGGGAAGAAAACAACCGGCUUGUCUACCUAGGUGACCUCGGCUGCAGCAAAUCUGGUGGUGGUGGUGGUGGUGGUGGUGGUGGUGGUGGUGGUGGUGGUGGUGUAAAGACUAAAGCGUUCAAGAAAGUGACAAAUACACCGCAAAUGCUGUCACGGACACAAUGGAGUAAGUAGACUUCGUCGGCGUGUUGAGACGCGAUGCACUUAGUACGAAGAGACGGCUUCCAAAUUGGGGGUUUUCAGAGCAAAUGGCUACCCGUAAAACCUCACUGAUUGACGCAUAUGCACACCAGACGAACGACAAAAUCGCACCGACCCAAAAUUGUGGUGAGUGCCUCCGGCCGUCAAGGACGUCUCGGAGGCUGUCAGAUGCCUUCUCACACCACUUGGAGUUGGAGUCGCACACAGACCGCAGACAACCAUUAGGCGUCAGAUGAUGAGACCAAAAGACGCAUUGCCACGGCAAGAAAAAUCUGGGGUCGUCGACCGAAUCUGGUGUAGUUGCGGACAAAGUAACUGCGUCGGAGAAACUGGGAGACUGCUCUGAAGGCGGAUGACCGAACACGCGGCGGCAGUGCGGAGAAAUGACGCCAAAUCUCAAGUUACGACCCAUUUGACGAGAGCCAGCCACACAUGCAAGUUCAAUGAGACUGAAAUUUUCGUGCGAGGUGAUAAACGCGUGAUCCGCGAGUUGCGGGAGUUAUGGUACGCGGGGCCCAAGUCUAUCAACAGGUGCAAUGACAUCACCACCUUAUAUUCGGUUUGACCAAAGCACUUAGCCACUUGGGGAGCUCGCAGGCCGUCGCGCUAUGUGGCCGAGCAAUCAGCAUGACAACAUGCAACAUUGGCGAGGAAAUGACAACAGUCCUUACGCAGCACUUCAUUUGACGGGACCCAUCAACACAUUCAAGUUUGAAGAGGUUGAAAUUCUCUCGGCAAAUGACGAUACCAAGAGCCGCCAGCGGCCUGAGCCAUGGUUUAACGUCCUCCAGUCUGUUAAAGAGUGCAAUAAUCUCUCCCUCCCAUAUCUGAUUCAAAGACAUAGUGUGAAUAGAGGACUUAGCCAAACGAACAACGCCAGUGCCAGUGAGACAGAUGAUUAAAUAAUCAUCACGCCAAUACCCAUCGUGGGUGAUAAAAUUGCACAGGAUAACCACUCGAAUGCCGGCCAUUAUGCAAGUAUAGCAUCAAGGACAGUCAUUCCCGAUGAAAGGGACGGCAUUGCUUUCGUACAGUAGGUGGCCUAACUCAUGAAACGUCAGUCAAAAUUCCGAAAAACGUUUUCGUUUCGAAAAGAUUAAGUAAGUAGUGUUGCAAAACUAAUCACCAUGCAGCAUAAUUCUAUAAUGAUUCAGUUACCUUAGGAUACUGGCUUUCGAACGGACUUCAUUUCGGCUGCAGGCAAAAAACCACGCUCUAUAAAAAAUGGCUGUUUAAGUAGCAUGCAUUUUUCUAAUUGAUUUUCGAUGCCCUUAAAAAUUCAACUAUACUUCAUGAAAAGCAUGCAACGGACUCGUGGUCCGGCGGGUAGAGGCGUGGACUUCUAAAUCAACAGGUCGCGAGUUCGAGGCUCGGGUGUUCCACAUUUCGGGCUUGGGUAUGGCUGGCUGACGACGGCUAAUAAGCCAGAAAUGGCCAUCCCAGUCUCCCUUGUCUUUGUCGGUAAUACCAUUAUGCAUAAAAAUAUUUAUCUUAGCACUCAUUCGUUAGAAAUGUUCGUUUCUGUUAAGUUUUAUACUCGAAGAAAGGGUAUAAUUCGGUUUUCAAAGACUUUCCCAAUUUCCGAAUAAUUUUGAAUCCGACCUGCCGUUACAUUUGCAUUCAAGGUUUCAAAUCUGCUAGUCGUACAUUUCCCGCUUACGGAAAACCAUGCAUUCCUCUGUGGUAUUAAGAGGCGAUUAUAUGUGGCCCAUAAAAUUUAGUAGUGGAUUUGGACAAUAUUGUUAGCUUUACUAGUCACUUUGGUAAAUGCAUAGACAUGACGUUUUAUGAACGGCAUUUUCACGGUAUUAAAAAAUCUCACAAUCAGAAACUUUUUAAACCGGAAUAUCCCCUUUCUUCAAGUAAAAAUUGGAAGAAGUCGUAGUUCUUUAGCAAACGAACAAAGGAAUGAAUAUUGUUAUGCAUGUUUCUUACGAGACAUAGCUGGCCUUUUAAGGGAAUCGAAAAUCAAUGAGAAAAAUGCAUGCUGCAUAAGUAGUCAUUUUUUACCGAGUAUAGUUUUUUCACGCUACCGGAAGGAAGUUCUUACGAAAGCUAACAUUCUGAGGUAACUGAAUUAUUAUAGAAUUAUGCUGCAUGAUGAUUAGUUUUACAACUGACUAGGCUGACUAGCUUUACAACCCAACUUAAUUAAUCUUCUCAAAACAAAAACGCAUUUCGGAAUUUCGGUUGACAUUUCAUGAGUUGGCCCACGUACUGUAGAUAUGCGAUAGCCUAACGACUACAUCCUAUAAAUACAGCAAACCUAUAUGCAUGAAUUACGUGCAUGUGAGGCAGUCUCUGGUGAUGGAUUCGAGCAUGAAUCUGAACAGCCAAGCUCUGCUUUCAGCGGUUGCAUCUAGUUCUUCGCGACUGAUUUUUAGGAUUGCCAGUUUGGCAUGUAUAGGCACUCUUGUCACUGGUUAUGCCAUUGUCGGUUUUUCCGUCGCCAGAAAUGGUUCUAACUACUUAGUUACCCUUUUGUUGACAAGGCCGUUUCUCGAUUGUUCCUUCUGUAUGCUACGAACGUCGAAUCUUUCGGUUCUAUCGGACUCAGACUAUCGGUGGUGACUUUCUGCGUAGAGUCCGAGAUCAAACCUGGCCUCAACGUGCAUACAUCAAUGACUGUCUUUCAUACCAGCCUAUGUACAGUAGGUGGGCUAACUCAUGAAGUCGCAACAGAAAUUCCGAAAUGCGUUUUUGUUUCAAAAAGAUUAAUUAAGUAGGGUGGUAAAAACAAUCGUUGUACAGCAUAAUUAUAUAAUAAUUCAGUUACCCCCGGACGCCGGCUUUCGAACAAACUUUUUUUCGGCUGCAUGUAUGAACUAUACUCUGUAAAAAAUUAUCAUUUAAGUAGCAUGCAUUUUUCACUGAUUUUCGAUGCCCUCAAAGAUGUAAUUAUAUUUCAUUGAAAACAUGCAUAGAAAAUAUUCCUUCUUUUGCUCAGUCAGUAGAAAAUUACAUCUUCUUUCAAUUUUACACUCGAAGGAAGGGUAUAUUUUGGUUUUAAAAAAGGUUCGAAUCGUGAGAUUUUUUAAUACCGCGAAAUGGCCCUUUAUAAAACGUCAUGUCUCUGCAUGUAACAACCUGGCUUGUGAAGUUAACAAUGUGGCUCAUACCCACUGCUAAAUUCUACGAACUCCAUAUGGUCUCCUUUAAUAGCGUAGAGAAGUGUAUGGUUUUCCGCACGUGGAAAUUGUACAGAUUGUAGUUGGGGAACUCUGAAUGCUAAUGCAACGGCAGUUCGGGUUCAGUAUUAGUCGGGAAUUGGAAAAGUUUUAUAAAACCAAAUUAUGCCCUUCCUGCCAGUGUACAAUUGAAAGAAGACGUCAAUUUCUACAGGAUGGGCGAGUGAAUAAAUAUCUUCACGCUUGUUUUCCAUGAAAUAUAAUUGAAUCUUUAAGAGUAUUGGAAAUCAAUGAAAAAAUGCAUGCUACUUAUGUAAUCAUUUUUUAAGGAGUAUGGUUUUUAGAUGCAGCAGGAAAGAAAUUUUUUCGAAAGCCGGAGUUUGCGGGUAACUGAAUUAUUAUAGAAUCAUGCUGUACGAUGAUUGUUUUUACAAGCCCACUUAAUUCAUCUUUUCGAAACGAAAACGCAUUCCGGAAUUUCUGUCGCGAUUUCCUGAGUUAGCCCACUUACUGCAGCUGACUAUCCGCGCCAAACACGCAUGAAUAACGUUAAUCAGGUUGUGGUUUCGGGUCUUACAUCUAUGGUUAGAAAAUAGAACGACCACAAGUAGACUUGAUUGGAUAAGGGAUUCCACCAAUGAGGAGGGAGGCUGAACUGAUCACUUCUGGGCUUUUUGCUGUUUUAAGUCGGCCAUGCUCCAACCUCGGGUGGUGAGAUCUUAAUUUUGAUCGUGCGUAUUCCAGGCCAUGUGGGGUCUUGUGUUUUCUCUACUGAAAUUGGACCGGUAAAGCACCACCUCUGCGUGAUAAUUGCUUAUGUCGAGUGGAGCACACACUGACAGGGCAAACGAGUUGACGAUGCGAUGCGCAACUGAAAGAAGUUCAUAGUCGGAAUAGCAUUACCAGCAAAGACAAGGCGGACGGGGAUGACCAUUUCCGGCUUAUCAGCCGUCGUCGGCCAGUCACAUCCAACUGCGGGGUGUGGAACACCUGGAGUUCGAUCCCGCGACCCGUUCGAUAGAAGCCCGACGCCACGGUCUGGUUGUACUGUCAUUUGCGAUCAAGAAUAUACAGUGGUGGAGGGCACUCAUCAAUCCUGUUACUGAUCUCAUUCGUCCCGUUGUGCCUUGGGGCUCUCUCUCAAGCCCUGCCAGCAGCCGCUGAGCGACACAUGAUAUAGACAGUAUGUUAUUACCGACAAAGAGAGGGGAGACUGGAAUGGCCAUUUCUGGCUUAUUAGCCGUCGUCAGCCAGCCAUACCCAAGUCCGAAGUGUGGAACACCCGAGCCUCGAACUCGCGACCUGUUGGUUUAGAAGUCCACGCCUCUACGGCUAAUAAGCCAGAAAUGGCCAUUCCAGUCUCCCUUGUCUUUGUCGGCAAUACUAUUCUGCCCAUAUAUCAUGCGCCGCUGUGCGGCUGCUGGUUGGGCUCGAGAGAGAGCCCUUAAGGCACAACGGAACGAGUGAGUUCCGUAAGAACGAUCGGUGAGCGCCCCUUAGCAUUGUAUAUUCCCGAUAGAAAACCGACAGGGCAACGGGCUCGUGGCCCGGUGAAUAGAGGCUUGGACUUCCAACUAACAGGUCGCGAGUUCGAGGCUCGAGUGUUCAACACUUCGGGCUUGGAUAUGGCUGGCUGACGACGGCUAACAAGCCAGAAAUGGCCAUUCCAGUCUCCCUUGUCUUUGUCGGUAAUGCCAUUCUGCCCAUAUAUCAUGCGCCGCUGUACGGCUGCUGGUUGGGCUCGAGGGAGAGUCCAUAAGGCACAACGGAACGAGUGAGUUCCGUAAGAACGAUCGGUGAGCGCCAUCUACCAUUAUAUAUAUAUGUCAAGUAAGCGUUUGACCUUCACUGUUGUGGUCAUGAUCUUACUCGAUCCCAUUUGUCCGCCUGCUAACUUGCUACUGGCGACAACGAACGUUGUGUCAUAAGACACAUACCACAUAUGAUACGAGGGGUACAACAGUGGGGGUCAAGCACUUACUUGACAUGUUUUAGACCUCACUUCAAACGGCCUACGACGUACUGAUGAUCGUCGACGGCCGUGAAACAGCUGUCUGAAUCUGGCUUGUUGCACUCCUAGUGAGCUGUUAAUGUAGUAUAUACACAUAUCGAGGAUAUAAAGUAUGGUAGAAGUGUGCUCAAUGUGGCGCGAGUACAAUUUAUUUUUCAGAAAACCUCUUCCUUCUUUAUCAUAGUUGCUCGGAAUGUAUACCACCUCUGAUUUAUUACAUGUAUACAUAUAUAUUCCGAAUGACAGAAACUACUCGCGGUCUAUCCAGUUGAAUAGAAGGAGACAGGUGGGCGAUCGUUAGAACCAGUUGUUUGUUUAUCCGAAGUGUGAAACACCCGAGGCUCGAACUCGCGACCCGUUAGUUAGAAGUCCACGCCUCUAACCACUGGGCCACGAGACCGUUGCCCUGUCGGUUACGGAUAAAGACAAGGGGCUGGAACGGUAAUGAUAUUUUUUUAUUCAUAUUCUUGAUAUCUCGUGUCUCGGGCACAUGACCCCGCCUAUAUUCAGUUAGGCAUGGAGGACUUUUGCCACUUUGAGACUGUCUCUGUAGGGAAUUGAAGCAUCUAGGCUAUGGAGAUUUUUUGCUUCUAGACCCAGCAGGGGCAGGAAAUAACUCCUUCUGGAAUUCUGUGGCAGUUUUACUUCUUUCACAUGUCCAUCAUGUCCGGCCAGGGGAGUCUUCGAGAGGCUCUACAUUCAGUGACCGACCUCAUGAAAGGCUAGCCGGAAUUCUGAAAUGCGUUUUCGAUUUGGAAGGGUUACUUAAGUGUGGUUGUAAUGUUGAUUGCCCUGCCGCAUGGUCUUGUAUUACUUCGGACUUGUUGGGAUAGUGACUUUUGAAUGCACUUCUUUUCGACCUCCUGUAAAACUGCACCUGGCAGAAAAUGGCUACUUAAAGGGCAUGCAUUCUUCACAGUGAUUUUCGGUGGUCCUCCAAGUUCAAGUAUAUUUUUGCGUUGAAAACACGCGCCAGUUUGGUAACAGCUCACGUUGUCUUCGCACUUUAUACUAAAAAAAGGAGUACUCUUCGAUUUUAAAAAAUUUCUUAUUAUGAGAAUUUUUAAAACCGUGCACUAUUCAUUCAUACUACAUCGUACCUGGCUGUUUAUUAAUGCUCCUCAGGAAGUGUGCAACACAGUCCGCACAUGGACUCAUCUUACAAAACAUAGAGGAAUAUAUGAUUUUCCGCAACUGGAACGUAUAAAUCUUGCCGACUGAAAUUGCUGAAGGCUAGCGCAACGGCCGAUCUGGCUCAAAAUUUUACGGGAAUUAGAAAACUUCUUCAUAACCGGAAGGUACUCGUUCCUCGGGCAUAAGAUGCAAAGAUGACACGAGUUGCCACCAACUGGGUGAGAAACAGCAUAUUUUCUUGCCUGUUCCCCAUAAACGAUGUUUAGAUUUGGAAGGCCAUCGAAAAUCAAUGUGAUUAAUGGAUACUACUUAAGUAACCAUUUUUUACCGAGUGCAGUUUAUACGGGAGGUCGCAAAGAAGUGCAUUCAAAAGCAAACAUUUUGGCAAGUCUGUAUAAGACAAUGCGGCAGGUUAGUCAACAUUAGAACCCCAUCCAAGUAACCUUUCCUAAUCAAAACUCAUUUCAAAAUUUUGGCCAAAAUUUAAUGAGAUCAUCCUCUUCUCGUAGAAGGACCCAGCCAGAGGGUAAUUUGCGGACGUCUAUCACAGUGGCACGUUUGGAAACACGCAGACAUUGACUCUGUAGGAUCUGGUCGUGAUUGGUCUAAUUGCCGAUAGAAGCGAACAGGCGAGUUCCAGGGAGCAGUUCAGAAGAAGAAGAAGAAGAAGAAGAAGAAGAAGAAGAAGAAGAAGAAGAAGAAGAAGAAGAAGCAGAAGAAGAAGAAGGAUAAGAAGAAGAAGGAGUUGCCAUCACUAGAACAGGAAGUUUAUUGA
Molecule: messenger RNA, 7255 nt
Organism: Spirometra erinaceieuropaei
Lineage: Eukaryota; Metazoa; Platyhelminthes; Cestoda; Diphyllobothriidea; Diphyllobothriidae
Source: the annotation of a GenBank genome assembly